CGUUGUGCAAUUCCCUUUGCUGGCGCGCUGCCAACAUAGUCUCCGCAUGGGCGAGCCGACGCGGCUCACCAGCCACCUUCGCCUUCGCCACCCGUCCGACGAACCACGUACCGCUUCAUCCGUCACGGUGAGGGCUAUUUUAAUCUCUCAACUCCACGUUGGCCUCUCCGCGAAAUCACGCGAUUCACCCAGGCACGCCCAUAUGGGCGCAUAUUCACGCCUACUGUCGACCACAUAAAAGACCGGAUUAGGUUUCUCUCAAAGCCGAGACAGCGGCCCUCAAAGCGGACCGACUCCUGUGACGACGCAACGACCCGCAAACGCCGUCUCUGCGUGCGAACUACAGUCGGAACGUCUACGAAGAUCUUGUACAGUCC
Trematosphaeria pertusa is the source of this 377-nucleotide messenger RNA. RefSeq lists its product as uncharacterized. The transcript has a single exon. Bases 47 to 238 code for a protein of 63 amino acids. Lineage: Eukaryota; Fungi; Ascomycota; Dothideomycetes; Pleosporales; Trematosphaeriaceae. The record is from RefSeq and is a predicted model, not a curated record.